This is a messenger RNA of Melospiza georgiana, 2744 nucleotides long. It is a transcript of the gene TMEM38A, whose product is annotated as transmembrane protein 38A. Gene Ontology annotation, cellular component: membrane. Gene Ontology annotation, biological process: potassium ion transmembrane transport. Bases 107 to 994 code for a protein of 295 amino acids. The transcript is spliced from 6 exons. Gene Ontology annotation, molecular function: identical protein binding; potassium channel activity. NCBI's taxonomy places the organism in Eukaryota, Metazoa, Chordata, Aves, Passeriformes, Passerellidae. The record is from RefSeq and is a predicted model, not a curated record.
CGAGCGGCCCGGGCCGGGCAGCGCCGCCCGCAUCCCCCGCACGGAGCUGCCGGGCCGGGGCAGGGAACCGAGAACCGGGGACUGAGAGCCGCGCUCCGGGGCCGCGAUGGAUCUGGCGGAGGCGCUGCCCCUCGGGGAGCUGGCGGCCGCCUUCGCCGCGCUGCCGGUGUUCCCGCUCUUCGACACCGCCUACUUCAUCAUCUCCGUCCUCUACCUCAAGUACGAGCCCGGAGCCGUGGAGAUGUCCCGGAGGAGCCCUUUUGCCUCCUGGCUCUGUGCCAUGCUCCACUGCUUUGGGAGCUACAUCCUGGCUGACCUGCUGCUGGGAGAGGCUCCCAUUGCCUACUUCAGCCACAACUCCAGUGUCAUCCUGGCCACAGCAGUGUGGUACCUGAUAUUCUUCUGCCCCAUGAACCUCUUCUACAAGUGUGUCAGCUUCCUGCCCGUGAAGCUGAUCCUGGUGGCCAUGAAGGAGGUGGUGCGGGUGCGCAAGAUCUCGGCCGGGGUGCACCACGCCCACCACCUGUACCACCACGGCUGGUUCGUCAUGAUGGCCACGGGGUGGCUCAAAGGUUCUGGUGUGGCCUUGAUGUCAAACUUUGAGCAGCUGCUGCGUGGGGUCUGGAAGCCUGAAACAAAUGAAAUUCUUCAUAUGUCCUUCCCUACAAAGGCCAGUCUGUAUGGCACAGUCCUCUUCACCCUGCAGCAGACCCACUGGCUCCCCAUCUCUGAAGCCAACCUCAUCUUCUUUUUCAGCAUGUUCAUGAUAGUCUGCAAGGUUUUCAUGACGGCCACUCACUCCCACGCCUCACCCUUUGCUCCUCUGGAGAACCUCAUCUGCCCUGUCCUCUUUGGCCCUGUCUCCAGUGGCCACCCAAGCCACCACCACGACCACCACGAGGUUUCCCACCCUCCUCCUCCUCCUCCUCCUGCCAAGUCCAAAGAGGAGCUGAACGAAGGCACCAGGAAAAGGAAGGCAAAAAAAGCUGAGUAAAAAAAGCGACGGCGCAGAAAAUAGGCCAAGAAAAUUCUUCCAGAGCUGAGUCUCAGAGCCACCUGUGACCUCCUUUAUGCUCCAGUCCGUCUCUCUCAGACUCCCAGAGGAGAGGUGGAAGCCAGGACACUGCCAGCUGGGUCCCUGAAUUUCAUUUUUGCUCUCUGUGCUGCUGCUUGCUUCUUGGUCUCUGCCUCUCUCUAUUCUGAUCAGGUUUUCAGGGAUUUGGAGGUUUGUGCCAGGGUGGGGAGUGGGUGCCACUUCCCAAACUGGCACCAAAUCUGAUGCAGCAUUUUCAAUUGAUGUAAAAUCUUUCACUGUGUUUAUUUAUGAAUGGUUUGUGCUCCUGCAACUCUUAAGUUCCUUGGAAUUUUCACUGACCUUUUCAGUGUCUGCCAAAGCAACAAACUGUUGAGGCACAAUGUGAAAAUCAGGUUUCAUACUCAAGGAAAUUGAAUGUUCUGGUAUGAGCCUGCUCUGGUUUAUCCCAGCUCCCACAGCUGCCAUAUGUCCAAGCAAUGUGACAUUUUAAAUGCAAUAAUGACAUGGCCUUUGAGCCAAACCCUGUUCACCUCAGUUCCCUCUCAUUCUGAUGGUCAGGACAUUGAUUUGCUCAGCCAGGUCUGCUUGCAGGAGCUCUGAAGCUGUGAAGUGCUGCCAGUGCCAGUGUUGGCACUGUCACCAUGCUGGGCUGUGUGUGGCAUUGCUGAGUCCCACCCCAACCUCAAAACCUUGAACCAGGGGAGAAGCAUGGCUCUGGUUUGUUUGUGAUCCUCUGGGAUGCAGGAAGAGUGUGUGUGAGUGUAAGUAUUUAUUAUUAUUUAUUUGUAAUUGCCAGGGCACCUAAGGCAAGGACCUGAAUUUGGCCUUUUUUUUUGGAACUUUUAGUUGUGGCCCUGAGCCCACAGCUGGUUUGGUGAUCCUGGAGUGCUCCAGGACAUCCUGAACACUCCCUGGGGGCAGGAAAAACCUUUCCUACAUUCUUAAAUUCACAUUAAAAGGCUGAAGCAGGGCAUUUCACACCAGCUGAUGAAAAACUACCUUAAAGGACUGAUAAAAAUCAGCUGAAAAUCCCGAUUACCUUCUGCAGGUCCCCUGGGGCCAAAUUGCUGGGCUGUGGAUGCAGCUUGUGCCCUGUGAGUGAAGAACCUGAACUGCCCUGCAUGGCUCAGGAGGGCUCUGUCAGCUCAUUUGUGUUACACUGGCUUUUAGAGUAGUCCAAAGCUGUUCUUAUCACUGACUUUCUUCUUAUCAACGGCAUCUUCCAAGGGCUGGCAUCACCCCAGGGGCAGUGGCAAGCCUGGGGAUGCAGCACUGGGCAUUUUCCAUCCCUGGCACUGAGGUUUUUGCUGCUGUUUCCAUUGCAGCUGGGAAUGGAAACAGGAUUGGAGAGAAAAGAGGGUUUGUGUGUGUGUGUGUGUGUGUGUGUCCCUGUUCAAAACUGCUGAUGGUUAAUUAAUUAAAGAUAAGAAACCCUCCCUGUGUGCAAGCAGGGGAAAAAGCCAGGAGGAAAGUUCAAAUGUGUGGGUUUGGGGUUUGACAGUGCCUUAAUGUUGUGAGUUUCCCUCCCCUUGAGCAGAGAGCAGGAAUUCUGCUUUCAGCUCUGUCUGCUCCUGCAGGUGCUGCUCUGCUGGAGCCUGGUGUGUCACGAGCAUGCACGAGGCUGAAAUAAAUGUUCUAUGAGGUGUCUGAUCCAAGGGGAAUUUUGUUUUAUAAAAGCUGUCAACAAAUAAAAAAAUUGUGAAGUGAA